CAUCACCAUCAUCAUCAUCAUCAUCAUCAUCAUCAUCAUCAUCAAUAAUUGUUAAUCAAUACUGGUGCUUCACAGGAUGUCUAAAUAAAGACAGAUAAGAUUCACUAAUAAUAAUUUUCAAAGGAUAAAAUACAUAAAUAUACAAACAAAAGGUGAUAUAGAACUUACCUGAGAUGAGAGUAAUAAGCUGGAAGUUAAAACAAGUCAAGUGGCUGAUAUACAGACAUAUGUCAUCAGCAGCAAUAAGAUCUCUCUGACAGACAUCCACAGUGUUUAUUAUUUUACACGUAACAGCCACUACUCUGUUUUGCUUUGAAAUUACACGUCAUUGAUCCACCUCCACAUGAUUCCUUAUAGAUCAUAAGGUAAUGCAUACUGAAGAAUCAGAAAAGAACUGUUUGUAUUAAACUUCAUUAGAUUAGAGGAGAGCAGAGAGUUUCCCAUCAUGCACUGUGGUGGGUGGAGAGAAGCUGCUUCUGAAAGCUGCACCUGUCCUCAGUUCAUGAUUUUAUGAUAAAGGUAACUAGGGAACAAGAUCUCAUGUUGGCACUGAGCUCACUUAAACAAAUAGCUCAUUUGGAUAAACAGAGUGCGUAUCAGGUCUGUGUCUGCAGCAGGAACUGGAACAGGAACAUUUUAGCUGACUGAUGGAGUCCACUCAUCGAACGCUUUGGUCCGUAUGAGCCUGAAGACAAGGGAGAAGAUGAUGUGCAUCAUCCUGCUGCUCAUCAACCUGACCUCCUGUGUCUGUGGAACAUUUGUAGUCAAUGUGACACAGACCUCCUAUCAGGCAGAGGAGAACCACAACAUCACACUGGAGUGGAUGUUCACCACCAAACCUGGCAGCUCCCUCCACUCCCUUUUUAUCUACUGUGAACUGUUAACUGAUCUCAGACCAUCAGUCCUGUUUCAUCUACAUGGAGGUGUUGAGGUCCCAGAGUCUCAGGAUGAACAGUUUACAGGACGAGUCCAGUGUGACAAAGACGUCCUCAGAGAGGGACGACUCAGACUUCAUGUGUCCAGACUCAGGACUAAUGACUCAGGACUGUACAUGUGUGAAGUGUCCACACGUUAUGGCGGCAGCACUGCUACAUGUCGGCUCAAUGUCACUGCUGCUGAUGAGCCCAAACCUCAGAGACCAACAGAGAGUCCACAACCAGAGAGUCCACAACCAGAGAGUCGAGGAAGGAUCGGCCUUUACGUUGGACUGGGACUGGCAGCAGCUCUACUGUUUGUCUGUACCAUCUUUGCAGUCAAAGUCUAUUUAACUAAAUGUACUGAUAAGAAAGAAAACAAUGCAUCCACAGACACUGAUGUUACCAGAGAAACAACUCAUGAGGACGUACAGGAGCCUGUGAGUGAGUCAUUAGAGCACUGAUUCAAGACCUGAAUGUCCAGCAGCAGCCCUGCCCCUAACUCAACAACUCAAAACACUGCAGUUUUAUCAGUGAGACUGGUAUUUCUCCACUCAGAGUCCGCGAAGUAGUUGCGCUUCCCUGUGGAAUAUCAUCCGGCCUCACCUCAGAUUCUCCGCCACGGGUAUCAAGGGAUCCUACGGAGCCUCCACGCCCGAAACAACGCUGGACUUGACUGUCAUGACAUGUCAGCUUAAUUAAAAGCAUAGCUGCAAAUUAAAGCAACAAUAGACCAAUAGAUGAAUGGGCGUUAUUAGCUCCGGCACCCGCGCCUCGGCUGGAUCUUGCACGCCACGGAUCCAGUGUGUUGCCAUAAAUGGGCCUGUUCCAGAGGCAUUCAACUACCAGAGAGCUUUUGAAAUCUUCUUUUUUUCGAAGCCGCGUUAAAUUAAAUACUCUGAUUCAUUGUGCCAUACUUGCAAAUCGUGAGGGAAGGAGGAAAGCAGUAGCCUAAUUUGUGUCUUUGUGCGUAAUUAUUUUGAGUCUUACCUUUUGUUUCCUUUUAGCAUUGUGUAUUUUUUAUUGUUUUGCGUAUCUGUAACUGUAUUUGUGAGAGAGAGAGUUUUAAAAGAAUAUUUUGUCUGCACAUGAUUUAAAACAAUAAAAUAGCCCCAUCAUAGGCGUGUCUAGCCCAUUUUUGGGGGUGCUGAAGCACCUCCAUAUUGAAUCCCAGCACCCCUAAAAUUUGAGAUUUUUUUUUUUUUUUUUUUUUUUACUGUAUGUCCUUUUUUAACAAGCUAGAAAAGUGUCAAAACCAUAUAGUACUUGGUUGCAAUGUAAUAUUUUAACAACAAAAAUACAGCAGCACCCCCCCUUGCCUCAAAAAUGGUUUGGUCCACCCCAUCCCUCCCACCUUUCCCCAACUCAGGCUCUGAGUGCUCUAUCUGAACAGAGCAAUGUGCUGCCUUCCACAGUGGGUGAUAUGCAGUAGUGGUGUAAGUACCUGCCUUAAACCAGGAUAUGACAUUUCUUAACUCCUACCACUCAGUACCAACACAUUAUUAUCAUUAUUUAUUGUCUUCAUUUUUGCUGCAUUUAAUCGUAGGUCACUGUUUAUGUUGUCAGGUAGGAGUUAGCUGACGUUUUUUCUAGCUAGGAAACGUUACAGGUGGUCAGUACCACUGUCCUCUGUUUGAACUGGAAUGAGAGAAGCUCGCUGUUGUGUCAUGUGCAUGUGUUAAUAUUAAAGCCAAGGUGCUACUGACUAGCUAACUGACUGGAUGCCCAUUAACAUUAGAACUUCUACUGUGUGUAUUUAUUAUUAUUAUUUUGUAGAUUUCAAGCACUUUUCUUUUUUGAAGUGUAUUUUUAUUUAUGUAUUUGUAUCAUAUAAUACAGACAAGAAGGAAAAAGGCAGAGACAAACACUGAAAAAGUCAAUUACUGUUAAUGUGUUAAUGUUACAUGUUGUGCAUUGCAUUUCAAAUAAAAGUCCAAAAAAUAAGUCCAAGGUCCAUUUUUGGUGUUUUUGGUACUCACUAUAGGGGCUGGUUUACUCCAGAAACAUACAUACUGUUUAUGUGUAUGUUGAGGAGCUGCUGUAUCAGAAUGAGUUGUCUUCCCCCAGAAAUUAGGGUUACCAUAUGUUUAUUUCAUGAUUCCAAUCCAUUCCUCUUUUGCUGUGGCUCAGCAUUUAAAUAACCUUUAUCAGAUUUGAUGGUUUAGUCACAGACUUUCCCAAAAAGUGUUGUGCUUUUCUUUCACAAAUGUGGGAAUGAAAUUGAGUUAAAAUGUACAAAACAGUGAAAUUUAUCUUGCCUGGCCGGGCAGCUCUCUGGCUGCUCAGCACCCCUAAACCUCUGAUCCUAGAAUCACCCCUG
Molecule: messenger RNA, 3234 nt
Organism: Epinephelus fuscoguttatus (brown-marbled grouper)
Lineage: Eukaryota; Metazoa; Chordata; Actinopteri; Perciformes; Serranidae
Exons: 4
Coding region: 680-1378 (232 amino acids)
Biological process (GO): cell surface receptor signaling pathway; cellular response to lipopolysaccharide; immune response
Cellular component (GO): external side of plasma membrane
Source: RefSeq, a predicted model, not a curated record